UUGUCAUGUCAAAUGUCAUACAAUUUCUGUAUCUUAUUUUCCUUAUUGUUUUCAUGAGUUCUUUAGUGAAAUAAAAAACAUCUGGGAAUCUUAUAAAAAAUACAUUUUCUGCAACUGCAAUGAAAUGUCGUUCCGGGACAAAGUUUUAGGAUUUCUAGAAGUAAUCUUGAGAGUACCACCGUUGUUUGUGAUCGACGAGAUUUUGAAAAUUGGAAUUGGAAUAUCAGAUCUGCCCAUUCAUGACUUGUCAAAUAUUGAAGAAAACUAUGCAAAACUUGGAAAUCAGUUCAAUAUCACAACACCUAGCGAAUCGUACGAUUCAUUUGAUCCAGUCAUGUCCAAGUUCCUUUUGGUAUCUGUUCUUAGGUUGAUGAUCAGUGCACUGGGUUGCACGGUUGCAUUAUGUAUGUUCAUUUUGAAUACCAAACAUUUAGUGGUAGUCUACAUGUAUCUCACGUCAUUGGGUCUCAUACUCCUGUCAUACUGGACAAAUGUCAAUAUUGUCAAAUCGGUAUUGAGCACUGAGCAUUACAAAAAUGGAUCCAUCAACAUCUUAAGCAAUAUAAUCUCCUUCAACUUGGAAGAAUUAUGUACUCAUAAAAUAUUUUUCAUCAACAUUAUCCAGAACUACAUCCUCCAGUCACUUCUUUCAGUAGUUUUUAUCAACAUAUAUCUCGGACCAAGGAAUCCAAUCUUACAAAAACUUCUACCAGGAAUUUUUCUUGUACCUUCGAUUUUGGCAGUAUUGCCAAUCCCUGCUUUUUUAUUGAAUUAUGCUCCAGUUGUAGCAGCUCUGAUACCUUUCCUAAUGGUAAAAUUUGUUCUGUGCUCUUCUUUCUUUCAAGUCAUACACUCUGUUUCCUCUGGAUAUGUGCAAGCUAAAAAUUUCGUUUCAAAUUUUGGCAUGUCUGCCCUGGUUGAAUCCGAAUGGUUGAGAUUAAAUGUUCCUGAGGUAUUACGAACUUUUUGGAUUCUGAGAUUGUUGGAGCAUGCAGGAAUUUUCUUCUUAUCAGGGUACUGGGAUAUAGAAGAUGGAAAUUCUCCAUAUUUCAGACUUCUGAAAUAUUCAAUGGUCACAGGCUGUGAUACACUAACUGCUGUUUUGGGCAUCACUAGCAUAGUUUCUUAUAUUUGUAACUAUAUUGGAAAAUUUUUCCAGUGGGUUUUGCUGACUGAUGAAGAAAACGACAAAAAUUUUGGAACAGUCUCAGCUAUUGUGUUUUAUAUUUUAGCCCUCCAGACUGGUCUGACAGGUCUGGAACCCGAGGUGAGGUUUGUGAGGCUGUGCAGAAAUUUUUGUCUUCUUUUCACAGCUCUUCUCCAUUUCACACAUAAUGUGGUCAAUCCCCUUAUGAUGAGUUUAAGUGCAUCUCAUAACCCAUCUGUAAAAAGGCACUUGCACGCUUUAUUGGUGUGUGGUGUUCUAAUCUUGUUACCUUUGUUGCUCAUGUACUUCCUUUGGAAGACACAAGAAAUGUCAACAUGGCUAUUAGCUGUUACUGCAUUCAGCAUUGAAGUUAUCAUUAAAGUUUGUGUAUCUUUAGCAAUCUAUACCCUCUUUCUGCUUGAUUCAAGAAGGGAAACUUUCUGGGAGAAACUAGAUGACUACAUUUAUUAUAUUAGAGCUUUUGGUAACACUAUAGAGUUUUGCUUUGGAAUAUUUUUAUUCUUCAACGGAGCUUGGAUUCUGUUGUUUGAAAGUGGCAGCGCAAUUAGGGCGGUCAUGAUGUGCAUUCAUGCUUAUUUCAAUAUAUGGUGUGACGCAAAAGCAGGCUGGUCAGUCUUUAUGAAACGUCGUACAGCAGUCAACAAAAUAGAAAGCCUUCCUGAGGCUGCAGAAGAGCAGUUACGUGAAUUAGAUGACGUUUGUGCCAUAUGUUAUCAAGAAAUGCAGUCUGCCAAAAUAACCAAAUGCAGACACUUCUUUCAUGGAGUUUGCUUAAGAAAAUGGCUUUAUGUUCAGGAUAGGUGUCCGCUUUGCCAUGAAGUAUUACAUGGCAUUGAUUCGAAUGACCAAAGGGAUCCUAGGCCACCCGUCGAAAAUUAUCAGGAAUUGGGGAAUGACUAUAACAGGUGAUAGGUUUUUCAAAUUGUGAUAUAGAAUAAUUCAUCAAGGAGCUUUGGGAUUGUUUUCGAGCUGAAAAUGAUUAAUAUUUAGGCUGUUAUUGACUUUGAGUAAAUUGUACUUUUUUAUCAAGAGACUAGAUUGGUGAAAACUAUAUAGUUCUUAAUUGGAAUUUGAGGUCUUGCCACUCAAGUCUCUAGCUUCUGAACCUAAGCAUUACAUUGAUAUAGUGACUGUACAUACUUUUAUUUAUUAUUUGUUCAUAAGUUGAAAUGUUCUGAAUUGAAAUAUAUUGUCAAAUUGUUUGUCAAACGAACUCAGACAAGACCCUAAGAGGUUAAUACAAGUAGUUUCAUGAUUUGAUGAUGACCUGAUUUGAAUUCAUGCACAACGAAACCUACCUGACAUUACUAAAGUUUAUAGAUAAUCUAGAUUAUCAAAUUGAUGAGAGGAUAUUUGUUCUACAAGUUUAUAUAAUUGUAUGCAAGUGUUUCAUUAAAAGAGUAAGUAAUGUUGAAAGUUGAUACCUGAAACUCUACAUGGCCAUAAAAAAAAAGGUUGAAUUGAGUAUUUUUUCUAUUACAUGAAAUUAUUAUAUUUUCAUUAAUUUUAUAUUGUUGUACUUUGCUCAAUGCCAAUAUUAUUAUACUUUUUGGCAGAGAUACUGAUUUUCAUAAGAAAAACUCGAAAGUGAAUUUAUAAUGUUGAAAACACUUGAAAUAUUCAAAUAUUUUCGGUGAAAAACUCUCAAUUUUGAAAACACGUUAUUAUGAGAAGUUCAGCAAUAUUAGCCCAAAGACACUAAUAAAUUUGAUAUAAUACUUGAUGGCACCUUGGCAAAAAAUAUCUGCUUGAGGAAGUUGUAAUGAAAUUACCGGUAUUUUUCAGUGUCUAUGGGCUGUUCAGUCAGAAAAUGUUUUUGCAAUUCAUAGCAACACUGGCAAAAAAUAUUUUCCUACCAGGUAAUGCAAAAAAAAAUCUCCAAACUUACCUAAUGAAAAAAAUUUUUAUCAGGAGUCCACUCACAAAUAUAACACUUUUCAACUGAGUUGAGAAGAGAUCAGGGUAUCUCAUUUAAACUACGUUUUCUUAAAUAUCCUCUUGAGAAAAUAAUUUUGUUGAUAGAGACCCAAAAAAAUGUGUAUCAAAUUGUCUUCAAUUUUUUAUGUUUUAUAAGAUCAAAGACUUUCAUGCCGAAGUCACGAUUAAAGACUGAAGAGAGCAGUAGGCCGUAGUUGAAUGGAACCUGAAGUGCCAAACGUUUAUUCUGCUAUUGCAGCAGACAUCCAGUGGUAUAUGUUGUAUGCCACAGUAAUAAAAGAAACUUUUGGCAUGAUCUUCAGAAAGAACUAAAUAAGGUACCUUCAUUUCAAAAUUCUGAACAAUGACCUGUCGAGUGCUUGUCUUUGCUAGUUGAACAAUUGUAACCUACAUUUUGGAACAUUAUCAAAUAAUUGUUGAUCUAAUUGGUUUAUUUAACCCUUGUGAUCAUAUCUCAACAUUUGUUUCAAUUUACGUAGCUCUUCUAUACUUGACUAAUACUUAAACCGUACUACAAAGGUUACUUCUUGAAUAUUUCAAUACUUAUCACUCAGCUAAACACUUCAUUAUUACUUAUUCUUACCAAAAAAACAUGUUUUAUUUUGUAAACUUUCCAUAAGAGAAUAUGUUGAUAAAAAAUUUUCGUUUUUCAUUGUUUUUCAAGUAUGGACGAAUCCAAUUAAAAAUGGAAAAUUUUUUACUCGAAUUAUGAGCAAUAAUUUAAAGUGUCAAAUAGUCCUAUUAUAUCACCUUAUAUCAGUUGUUAAUUAUCCAUUUUGUGUAAUAAUCGGGGCGUGGUAAUAGAUCCACUGUCAGACUUCCCAUGUUUUUUGUGACGAUUUUAGAAUUGAAUUUCAUUCAGCAAAGUUCAGUAGUUUGGAACUAAUAUGCUUUUUCAUUUAUUUUUCGUUUGUUUUUUUUUCACUAAUGGUUGUGAAUGGUAGAAAUCUGAUUAAAAAUUGUUUUGGGGUAAUUAUUGAGGUUGAAGUUGUUUAUAUUCAAAUUUAUAUUUGAAAAGAGGUUACCAGAAUAUAGUUUCUAUAUAAAAAAAUAUUCAACAUUUCAUUUUGAAUUUGGCUCUCUUAAAAAUUGGUCACAUUUUAUUGAGUAAUAAUAUCAAAUGAUAUUAGUUAUUAUAGUUGAAAGUUUUCCCAAAAAAGAAUAAUUUUGUGCAAUCAGUAUAAACUUAUUUUUCUCUUGAGCACAAAAAUAAUAAUUAAGCAACUAAUAUCAUGAAUACAACUUGUAUUGAUUAUCUUUAUUGGGAAAAUAUACUUUUGUAUAUAACUUAUUGUACAGAUAAUGUAAAUGCCACUACUUUUUUCUAUCCAUAAUUUAUUCCAAUUCUAGUUUAUAGUUGCAGAAAAUUAUUGUACACAAGUUUCGGAACUGUCCUGUAAAUGUGUUAUAGACUAAUAAAAUAUUUUCAGUUUA
Messenger RNA from Leptinotarsa decemlineata (Colorado potato beetle), 4540 nucleotides. RefSeq names its product TRC8 ring finger protein. Gene Ontology annotation, biological process: proteasome-mediated ubiquitin-dependent protein catabolic process; ERAD pathway. The record is from RefSeq and is a predicted model, not a curated record. Gene Ontology annotation, molecular function: ubiquitin protein ligase activity. Lineage: Eukaryota; Metazoa; Arthropoda; Insecta; Coleoptera; Chrysomelidae. Gene Ontology annotation, cellular component: Derlin-1 retrotranslocation complex; endomembrane system.